GAGUCUAUAAAAAGCCGCCGUGAGCCGAGGCCACCGUCCUGCCAGAGCCGCCGGCAGAGGCUGGGGCGCGGCGCCGGCACCGCACCAUGAUCAACCCCAACUACUACCCCUGGGGCUACGACAGCGAUAACGGACCAGAUCAGUGGCACAAAAAUUACCCUUUUGCGAAAGGACGCCAUCAGUCACCAAUUGAAAUCAAUAACAAAGAGGUGCAUUAUGACAGUUCUCUACUACCAUGGUUUGCUAGUUAUGAUCCUGGUGCAGCUAAGACCAUCCUCAACAACGGGAAAACCUGCAGAGUUGUAUUUGAUGAUUCGUUCGAUAGAUCAGUGCUGAGAGGUGGGCCACUUCCAGGAGUCUACAGGCUGCGGCAGCUGCACUUCCACUGGGGCUCGUCUGACGACCACGGCUCGGAGCAUGUCGUGAAUGGAGUCAGGUAUGCAGGAGAGCUACAUUUGUUACACUGGAAUCCCAAAUACAGUAAUUACCUUGAUGCUAAGAGGAGAACUGAUGGGAUUGCUGUUUUGGCCAUAUUUUUGCAAGUAGGGGAAACUCCCAAACCAGAGAUGAAGAGAAUUCUUGAAGAAAUAAAUGCUAUCAAAACAAAGGGGAAAAAUGCUCCUUUUCCAAAUUUUGAUCCUUCAAUUCUUUUCCCUAAAUCUCACGACUACUGGACAUACCAUGGAUCUGUCACUACUCCACCUUGUGAAGAGUGUGUUACCUGGAUUAUUCUUAGAGAGCCCAUCAUAGUCAGUUCAGACCAGAUGGCAAAGCUCCGCAGCCUCUCCAAGAAUGCCGAGAACGAACCCAAUCACCCCUUGGUUGAUAACUGGCGCCCGACUCAGCCGCGGUAUUUCAGGAUGGUGAGCGCGUCGUUCCUCUAGGACCUGCCUCCUCUUGGGUGGCUCUGAGAGAGGCAGCCUCUAGAAAUAAGAGGUGGUUUUGUGAGUUGUGGAAUGAGAAUUUCACUUUCAGAGGAUAACAUUUAUUUAGGCAAAUCCUACUGUUAAAAUGGAAGUAGAGAGUCUGUUGGUUCUUCAUAACUGCUUUAAUAUUAGCUUUUAAUAGUUUAAAGGAAGAAGGAAGAUGCUACUAAUAAUUACAAGACAAUUUCCUAUUGAGCACAUGGCCCUUGAUGCUUGUCUGAUUGCAUGCUGAAGAGGUUUCAGUUAAGAGAAGUAAUUGUUUUCACCAUUAAAGACAUAUAUUUUUCAGUAGAUGUUUUCAGCAUUACCCAUAUCCAGCUCUGAGCUGCACCAGUUUAUCCACAAGGCAUUCUUGGAAAUUAUAAACUCUUUUGGUCUUUGGUACGUAAAAUAUGAAAGGACAGGAAAUUUUGUUAUAAUCACAAAUAAAGAGCUAAAUUUUUACUUUCUUAAAACAAUGGACAGGUGAAACAGAGGUCUAUUCUGAAAAUUGUAUUCACUGAGUUAUAUGUAGUUAAAACUAUGGGAAGGGGGAAGAGCUAUUUCUUUUUGUGUCACAACUGGUUCUCUUUAUUAAAAGACUAAUUUCCAUUUUAAUAUUGCAGCAGUCAAGGUGACAUAAAUUUUGUGAAGUUGCUCUUUGUAUCCUUCGUAUAUAUUUUAUUCAUGUAUGCAGAUAGCUCUUCUGUGUAAAAAGGGUGUUAAAAUAAGAAGAGUCCUUAGUCUUUUUAAUUAUUUUUGAGACAAAUUCUUGUUUCAUAUACAAAUGUAAUCAAUCCUGCUGUCAAUGAAGUUUGUGCAUAAACAUCUGAAACCACAGUUGGACUCUUAAUCAAAAUGCAAUUGACCAACAUGUUCUUGUCUCUUGUUUUGGCACAAAGAACAAUGAAACAGGGUUUUCAGCCUCUAAUUGAAUAACGCUGUUUCUGCAUUAAAAAGUUGAAUAAAAAUAUAUAUUUACUUAA
This is a messenger RNA of Melospiza melodia melodia, 1891 nucleotides long. Its product is annotated as carbonic anhydrase 3-like. Gene Ontology annotation, molecular function: zinc ion binding; carbonate dehydratase activity. Lineage: Eukaryota; Metazoa; Chordata; Aves; Passeriformes; Passerellidae. The record is from RefSeq and is a predicted model, not a curated record. The coding region runs from base 87 to 884 and encodes 265 amino acids. The transcript is spliced from 7 exons. Gene Ontology annotation, cellular component: cytosol.